AUGCCGCGCGCCAUCAACCACGCGGAACUGAGAACUCAGUUCCGCACAUCCGUCUGCCGUCUACUCAACCGUCUGCGAACCUUUGCCCAAUACGUCCUCAAGGUGGAUGACUUGCUUGGUCUUGGAGUCUACAUUUCCGAGUUUGACCCCUUCGAUCUCAACGAGGCCAUCAUCUUCCAGCCCUUUUCGGAACAAGAGCUCCAUGACUAUGGCAUCGACGAGGUCCUGGUGCAGAAUGAGGAGAUCUUGAAGAAGCUUGACCUCCCGGACUGGACUCCUCCUGAACCUGCAAAUGAAAAAGGAGUGAUCUCUCGUCGUGAAGAGGAACUUGAUGCUAUGAAGGCUGGUGAGCGCGUUUUUGAAUAUCUGGAGGCCAUGUAUUCCUGCUUGUCGAAGCUCUAUGAUGAUAUGAGUCCUCUCUCCAUGGCUCGCAACUGGACUGAUAUUCCGAUCCCCCAUCCCGAAUACUCUUGGCCUCCCGAGCUUGGCCACAACAGCUGGACCCGCGAAUACGGCCUUUUGAAUCAUGGACCCACCCCAGAACAUGUCGGAUGGCAAUACCAGUCGGCGAGUGAGUGGAAAGACCGCCCAAAACGUGGAGAUCCCCGAGCCCAACCACACGUACGUCUUGUCGUCGUUCAUGGCGCCACUGGUGACCCCAAUGGAGUUCUUCUGGGCGAGCUGGGAGCUAUCGCACAGGUAAUCUACAACCGUCUGAACCAGCCAAGCUUUGAGAACGAGUCUUACUUCCCGGUACUGAUGAUCUCGCUUUUUGGUCCUCGCCAUGGACGGAUUCUACAGGCCGUGUACAGACGGGCUGGGUAUCUUGAGCUUCGUGUCACUCGCAUUCAUGAUUUCACCAAACCGGAUGAGGCCCCCUUUGACCUGUUCCUGCGGUAUCUUGCAAGUUAUCCCCGACGUGAUGACUACUAA
This is a messenger RNA of Penicillium daleae, 933 nucleotides long. RefSeq lists its product as uncharacterized. The record is from RefSeq and is a predicted model, not a curated record. The transcript is spliced from 3 exons. NCBI's taxonomy places the organism in Eukaryota, Fungi, Ascomycota, Eurotiomycetes, Eurotiales, Aspergillaceae. The coding region runs from base 1 to 933 and encodes 310 amino acids.